AUGGAUCGUGAGCAACCUGGGACAUUUCAGGCCGACGGAGACCUCCCUUCGCCUCUCCAACAAACUGCGCUCCCCAAGUCCAACACCUGGCCGAGAGACACCAUGCCGCCUUCGCUUGAAGCCGCCGUGGAUGAACCGGUACCCCCCUCGCCUGGGUACUCGGAUUACAGUAGCAGGACCGGCUCUGUCGUCGAAGAAAUAGAAACGGAAGGCUUCAUCCCCCCGCGGCCACCUCCGAGGCCAGCUUUUAGCCAGUUACCAACCACAUUUGCCCCGACCGACCAGAAGGGGCCACAAUCUCUAGAUGAUCGGGGUUCGUUGCAGCCAUUGCGGGCGCCGCCUGAGGUGCCCAUCAUUCCUCAAGCUCGAAAAUGCACUUUUGAGCAGUUUGUCAACCGCUUCUCCCCUGAAGAGUCGGGGUAUGCCAUCGAGUAUCUCGAGGCAGGGACGGAACUCGGCUUGGAAAUGGCCAAGGAGGUGGCGAGAAGGCGUCUGGGGAAGGUCAAAGGGUACGAAGGACAAAACGCCAUCGAAUACAAGAGCCGGCGUUUCGACGGCGGUCUUUCGAGUGGCACCUGGCUGCAAGCCGUCCGGAUCCAGUCACCAGCAGUUCUUAACACCCUCGCCGAGGUCACGGGCUACAACUGGGGCACGGAACCACACACGUUUAUGCGGCCGUUUGGGUACUUGAUCCACUUCCAGCCCAAGAUCAGGGAGAAACUAGCUGCGCUAGAAGCCAUAGCGCUAGAGACUGACGACGCCGCUCACCACGAUGCGGUGGAGAACCUGCAGUGUUAUGUGGCGUUCGUCGAGAAGCACCUGAUGCCCCUUCUUGACCAGUUCGCUGAUGCCGACCACGCCAACCCAAAGCGCAUUCGGUACGAGGAUCUGUGGUAUCUAUUCAAGCCCGGUGACUUGAUUUACCUCCCGCGGAGCACCCUGGAGAAGAUUCUCAAAGGGCGCAACAACAAGCACGAAAUCAACGAAUCCGCCAUCUAUCAAACGAUCUGGCGACUGGAAGUGUUUUGGCCCCACGAAGGCGAUCUGACGUUGCCGAUGCUGGGCAGCUCAUCGUCCGACUGGGAGGCCAAGACGCGGCUGUACUUUGUCGACUACGACGGCACCGCGUACAAGCCGGUGUCGAUCGACGUGACAAUGGAACACUUUGACGGCGAAAAGGACAUCCGCAGCUUGGAGGUGUUCCCAAUCCGGUUCGUCUCCGACAGCCAGGCUAACAUCGAACGGAGCCGGGAGCUCGGCGAGAAGUUCACGCAGUGCGUUGAGCAACGGCACGUAUCGUACAAGGCGUGGACGCUCAUGAACGAACCCUUGGGGUGGCGCUAUAUCAACUCGAACACCGGACGGCCGGCCACCAGCCCGGACUUUAUCGACGGAGACGUCAUUAUCGAUUUCCACGAAGGGUUCAAUGCGCACCCACAGUUCAAAUACAGUUAUGGAUUGCCAGAGAAGUGGUCCAGCGACGUCCUGACGACACGAGACAAAUUCCCGAUCCUUUUGUGGUCCGACAGCUCGCGGUCCAAGCUCGUAUCGGAGUGGAUCAACGUUGUGGUGUCGGACGACGAUAUCGACUUCCUCGAGGGCAAGGAGUUUGGGGAGAAGCAUCCGUAUGGGCAAAACGGCGUCGACAAGCCCCCGCCCGCGGACCUCGUCUUGCUUCCACGGCGCCUUCUCGGUUACGGGCUUCAAGAACGCAAGUUCUUGUUCCUCGACGUCGACAAAGUCACACUGAAGCCCGAGGACGAGUUCGAUGCGUUUGACUUCCUUGAGAUUGAGCCGGCCAACAAACACGUUAUCCACUGCCUACUGACCGACCAUUUCAACACCAAAGAAGCACGAAAGAUGGGGGAGAUUGCGAGCCAAGACCCAAUCCGCGGCAAAGGGCGCAACCUCGUCUUUCUCCUUCACGGGCCCCCAGGUGUCGGCAAGACGGCGACCGUCGAGGCGGUGGCUCAAAAGUACCGCCGCCCGCUCUUUGCUAUCACGUCGGGUGAUCUCGGGUCGACGCCAGACGCCGUUGAGUCCUCGCUAACUGAAAUCUUUCACCUCGCCAAUGUGUGGGACUGCAUCCUGUUGCUAGAUGAGGCCGAUGUGUUCCUAGAAGAGCGAGAGAAGAGCGACCUUAAGCGGAAUGCUGUUGUAUCAGUGUUCCUCCGCGUCAUGGAAUACUACAAGGGCGUACUCUUCCUGACUACGAAUCGGCCUGGCCAGCUCGACGAAGCGAUCAAGUCCCGCGUCCACUGCGCCCUCCUAUACCAAACACUGAGCAAGGAACAAACGCUCCAGAUCUUCAAAUUGAACAUCAAAAGACUUGAGUACAUUGAGAUGCAGCGCGGAAAGGUCCAGCCCGACUCCUCGCAACCCCACUUACAGGCCGACAAGACGGGCAUCCUGGACUUUGCAAAACGGCACUGGUCCCAGCACGAAUACGACGAACUCGGCCGCUGGAACGGGCGGCAGAUCCGCAACGCAUUCAUUCUUGCCGCAGCACUCGCGCGCGGUGAUGCAGACAGCACCGAAAGUCGCGGGCGGCCAUCGGUUGUGCUAACAGACCGCCACUUUCAAAACGUCGCCAACAACAUCACGGCCUUUGACAAGUACAUGGCCCGGGCCCGCGGCGCACUAGAUUCAGAGCGUGCCCGUACCCGCUCAGACCGGCCUGCGCCCGAGGACGACUCGGACUCGGUGCCCAACCGGCGGUCCUCACGGAACCCAAAUCUCAAGCGUCCGUCAUACAGCAACCUCGGCGCGACACCACAAACGCCGACGUCCUCACGGCAGUACUCCCUCACCCCCGUCUCCCCAACUCCACCGUAUUACCUCCAGCCGUCCCCCCCGGCACCACCUCCGGCACAACAACCCGCACAACAACCCUACGCCGGUGGGUACGCAUACCCUGGUCACCCGUACGGGGGUCCCGUCGUUCCUGUCCCAGUGUGGCCACCUUCAACGCAGCCGGGCGUCCAAGGACCGCCACCGACCAUACAUCAGGUGCCUCCAACUCAACAAUACCAUCAAGGUGUGCAGCAAGGCAGUGAAGGAAUGGGGUAUCAGGGCAGCACACAGCAGGCGCCACAAACGCCAGAGAAUCACAAUUCUCAAACUGCGCCGAGAUAG
This is a messenger RNA of Dichotomopilus funicola, 3135 nucleotides long. RefSeq lists its product as uncharacterized. The coding region runs from base 1 to 3135 and encodes 1044 amino acids. The record is from RefSeq and is a predicted model, not a curated record. NCBI's taxonomy places the organism in Eukaryota, Fungi, Ascomycota, Sordariomycetes, Sordariales, Chaetomiaceae. Gene Ontology annotation, molecular function: ATP hydrolysis activity; ATP binding. The transcript is spliced from 2 exons.